AUGGCGGCCUCCAUCUUCACGGGCGCCGUGAGAGCUGCCUCAGGAGUAUUACGUCCCUUGAACGUCUUGGCAUCUUCAACCUAUUGGACCUGUGCCAGGAAUGCCUGUCUUAAUUCUGCACUGUACAACAUUCAUUUUAGACGUAUUCAGACAUCAGUUGUUUCCUCUGCUCCAAGACUUGUCACAUCUGUUGGGCAGUUGGCAUAUGGGCAUACUGCAACAGUCCUUAAUAGAGUGGCCACAUUGGUUCCCAGUGUCCUAAAGCCGCCGGUCAGAGCUCUGACAUACUGCAGCACGCACAAAGGCAAGAGAAAGACGGUAAAGUCGGUUGUGCAUCGCUUCCUCCGGCUUCAUUCUGGCCUUUGGCUAAGGAGAAAGGCUGGCUAUAAGAAAAAAUUAUGGAAAAAGUCAACUGCAAGAAAGAAGCGCUUGAGGGAAUUUGUGUUCUGCAACAAGACCCAGAGUAAACUCCUAGAUAAAAUGACAACGUCUUUCUGGAAGAGGCGCAACUGGUAUGCUGGUGACCCUUACCAGAUGUACCAUGAUUGAACAAACCUGCGAGUAUAGUUCAGAGCUGUCAUAGUUCCCAGCUAUGGAAUGUGAAUCUCUGUGUAUA
Messenger RNA from Arvicanthis niloticus (Nile rat), 616 nucleotides. NCBI's taxonomy places the organism in Eukaryota, Metazoa, Chordata, Mammalia, Rodentia, Muridae. The record is from RefSeq and is a predicted model, not a curated record.